AUGGCCUGGAGGUGCUCACGAUUGCUACUGGCCCCUGUGCUGCUGCUGCUCCUGGCCUCAGGUGUCUGGGGGUCGACAGUUGUGUCUGAGGAACUUCAUACAGUGGUAGGACAGGACCUCUCCGUGCGGUGCCAGUACAAGCCUGAAGCAGGGCCUUAUGUGCCGAAAUCAUGGUGUCGGCAGACAUCUCCAAAUAAAUGUAACAGAGUGGUCACAACCUCUGAGCCUCGGAGAGCAGUCAAGGAGUCACAACACACAAUCUGGGACGAUCCUGAAGCUGGCUUCUUCAGCGUCACCAUCACUCAGCUCACGGAGAAGGACUCGGCAUUCUACUGGUGUGGACUGUUUAACGCUUCCCGAAAUGUAAUCAACGUUCUCAGAAACAUCAGCCUGGUGGUGUCUCAGGCUUUGCCCACUCUUCCUCCACCGACCAGCAUCCGGCUCCAAACAAAGAUGGAGACGACCACCUGGCUCCCAACAAGCACAGUUCUGACCACUUCUCCAGAGGAAACCACCGGCUUUUUCAUCAAUGGCUCUGAGCACAGAAACCACAGUUCUCCUUCCUGUCCGGGCUGGGUCUCCCCGAGGCUUCCAGUCUUUGCGCAGUAUGGACUCCUGCUGUUCAAGGGCCUGAUGCUGUCAGUUUGCUGUGUGGUCCUUUGCCAGAGACGCCGCCAGGGGCGUGAGGACGUGGCAGAGACAGUGAUGAUGGAGGCUAAGGAAUACCCCAGCCUUCCUGAAGCCUCGGAGUCCUUGGGCACAUUUAGCCAUAUGUCAGGGUGUGAGAAGAAUGAUUAUUCUCCUAACCCUACCCAGUGGCUGCCCGACCACUGCAUACCACAACCCUACUGA
Peromyscus eremicus (cactus mouse) is the source of this 852-nucleotide messenger RNA. It is a transcript of the gene Treml4, whose product is annotated as triggering receptor expressed on myeloid cells like 4. NCBI's taxonomy places the organism in Eukaryota, Metazoa, Chordata, Mammalia, Rodentia, Cricetidae. Gene Ontology annotation, biological process: positive regulation of toll-like receptor 7 signaling pathway. Gene Ontology annotation, cellular component: cell surface. The record is from RefSeq and is a predicted model, not a curated record. Gene Ontology annotation, molecular function: signaling receptor activity. The transcript is spliced from 7 exons. The coding region runs from base 1 to 852 and encodes 283 amino acids.